Ectocarpus sp. CCAP 1310/34 is the source of this 2700-nucleotide messenger RNA. The record is from the annotation of a GenBank genome assembly. NCBI's taxonomy places the organism in Eukaryota, Phaeophyceae, Ectocarpales, Ectocarpaceae.
GGGUGCUGUGGUGCUGUGCAGUGUUUGGUUUGUGCUUGCUGGCUGCGUGCGGUACCGCAUGUCUCGACCUAUCAACGCCGAUGCCGGCCAAUAUAUCCCUCGGAUGAUCCCCUGGCGAGACUGGGAUGAGUGGUACAGGGUCAAGGCCCUGCUGUUUUCUCCCGAGCCUUACCUACGGUCCCAAGGUGUGCAACACGUGGCCGUCUGGCAGAGCCGAGAGAGAAUACCACAUGCUGUGGAGACCACGUCCCAGCUCGUUGAGGUUCGGCUCAACGACGCAGGUGCGGCGGGGAGAGGUGGGCUGACCUUUCACGGCGGUCAAAGGAGCGAGGAGGAGCUGCGGCUCAUCUACAGCGCCGUGGUCGUCAGAGCGGUGAACGGCCUUACCGGGCACGAGCAAAAGGCCGCACACGCCGCGCCCGUGUCUUCCCUGGCACGAGAGAUCGGACUGCCGACGUGGAUAGUCGACAUACGACACGAGGCUGCCCACAAGCAGUUGCCCGGCAUUGUCACCCUUCGGCUCGCGGCGGACUUCCUCGUGGACUACCUAUGGAGGCGUCACUGGAGCCCGCAGGCUGAGCACCUCGGAUUUGUUUGGGGUGCUUUCGACCAGCUCAUUUGCAGAUACAAGGCCACCAGCGAUAGCGACGCCUUGAUGCCGCGCAGUUCCUCCCCCGGCCACGCCGGUCGACCAAGCAGCAAAAAACCGCGGACAUCUUCCGCCGCAUCCGGCGGCGGGUCUUCGUCGAACACAAGAGAUGGGGAUUCCAGCUCGAAGCCUCCCGGCACCCCGCGUGGAACGGGCUCAUCAGCGGCAUCGAAAUUCGGUGCCGCGGCCAUGGAGGUUGCGGCGCACGAGAUUGUCUUGUCCGCGACUCCGACCGCUCUGUCUUGGGCGGUGGUAUCCCUGCUCGCGGACGGCGGGGGUAGGGUAAGGGGCGAAUAUUUCGUCGGUGGAGUUGGUGGGACCAAGGGGAGGGGGCAAGGGCACCUCCUUCCUCGCUCAAGGGACAAGUACCCGACUCCGGUGAGAGGGUUGGGGGGUGGGUGGUGGGCAACCCUGCUGGACAUGUUUCACUCCAGAUGGCGGGGGUUUGGGGCCGCACUUCUGGUCCGUCUGGUUGAGGCACUCCUCGACAACGCAUCAUCAACGCCCGGAGCAGCCGUAAACGCCGACGAGAAUGGCAGAAGCGCGUGUGGCGGUGGCAACGGCAGUGGUGGUGACGGAGGAGGAGGAGCAGGAGGAGGAGGAGGCCUAGAGAGGCAGGCCGCCUUCAUCGAGAUAUGGGUGAAUCAUCUCCUGAGUCGCCGGUGGCACCUACGCACCAGCGAUGCAAGGGUACGAGAAGCUCUUCGGGAGGAGGCUGUACGUGCCGGGUUAUCGCCCACGUUCUUCCAAGCAAAGGAGGCUUUGUGGGAGGAAAAUGAGAGCACCUGGGCGGAUAAGCCAGGCGAGUCCCCUGUGUCGGUGCUCCACGCCGCCUACUUUCCUGUGCACGAGCUAUUAGAUCGCUGCCGCCGUGCGCUCUCCGCGCUACCGGCAGCACGGCAACCUUCGGCCGCGAAUCCAAGAACUCCAGGCGAUGGCUCUCUCGUCGGAAAGAGUGAACGAAGCACCUGCCCGGCUCCCCCGUCCCCGUCUACGGCCGAUGGUAUUGCCGACGACGAAGGCAAGAACAUCGGGUACAGUGCGCACUGGGCGAGAGCGGGACUCGACGCGGUCUGCCACGCGUUGGCGGCGGCACUUCCAGGCGAAAAUGCUGCCUCUCCCUCAGCCUCUGCCGCUACCUUUGGCCUUGACGCGCAUCGGAAGGGCGAAUGCGAUAACGCUGCUGCUGGUGCGCCCAGCGGUCCUGUGGUUGCGACCCAAGUCGCCAUCUCUGCAAAUCAAGAGGUACCCCUUUGCGUCCCACCAACAGAAGAGUGUAACCAAACCGCUGGGCCCCCUGGUGAGGUGCUGAAUCAUUGUAGCAGCGGCGGGGCUGAGCGGGGUGAUGCUGCAAAGGGCCCUGCUUCGGAAACAGCGCCACUGCUGGCGAUGAUGGGCCUGGAUGACUUGGAACGCUUGCUUGGCGGAGAUGCGUCUUCCUCGCUUGCGGCCCCCGGGGGAUAUACCAGUGUACCAUCGAGCAUAGCCGCUGGUGCGGUGCGGGAAUCGGGGUUCAGGGAGGUUGGACGGCCCAGUGAAGUAAAUGGAGAUACUGGCCGUGCGUGGGAACUGGUCGAGGCUUGGACGCCGUGCGCGAUAGGGACGCUGCCGGGGUCGUCUGCCGCCCGCCUUCACUGAGCGAUUGUCAUGUGGGGGGGGGGGUUGUGGCAUCACGAGGUUCAAAGCACGAUCUUUUACCCCGUGAAUCAAGACUUUGGGCCAGUUUAGAUUCUGAUGACAGGGAGCCUGCACCAGCCGCUUGCUCAAGCGGAAAUCACACUGUAAUGAGACAUGGAUGUCUGGGCUACCGCCAAAGCUUUCCACAGCCACCAGCGCCCCCCGCCCAUCGCGGCAGCUAGCGGCCAGUUGGAGCCGAACGACGGAAGUUCGGCUUGUGACAGCGACCUGUUCUAUCUUAUUUCGACGUGUGCCACAACCAAUUGGGAGCCCGAGUUGUAGCGGUGCGCAGUUAUCCCUUGUGCUUGCGAUUCAACCUCCACAAGUCCGCGGGUUUGGUUGGGCAUGGCACGGCACAUGGUAUGCAGUCUUGC